Messenger RNA from Bicyclus anynana (squinting bush brown), 2165 nucleotides. RefSeq lists its product as uncharacterized. The record is from RefSeq and is a predicted model, not a curated record. The transcript has 13 exons. Bases 1 to 2088 code for a protein of 695 amino acids. NCBI's taxonomy places the organism in Eukaryota, Metazoa, Arthropoda, Insecta, Lepidoptera, Nymphalidae.
AUGUCUCUUAAAUCAGCGACAUCUGAUCUAGUGACAGACACGGCUGAUAUCAACACAACUUUAAUGACUCUACGCAAGCCUACGGAGUUGAAGAAAGUGAUCGACUCCGUACCGAAACCAAUACGAGCCGUACCUAAAAACGGUCUGCCAGUGUGGUACAGACUGGGGCUGGAGUCCAAACUGCCAGUCCCUAAGAUGCCUGCGGGAAAAAUUGUGUUCUCGCGCGGCAAGAUCGGAGAGGACGUACGUCGCGUAGGCUUAGGAGGCGACGGCCCGUCGCCAACAUUCGACCUCACGGACCCGUACUGCAACAAUGUCUCGUACGACUACGUGCCGAUGCAUGACCCACAUUUGGCCCAUCACUUCGCCCAGAAGCCCGCGAGGAACAGGAUGAAACAUCUGGGCUACGUCACCAAGGACGGACGAGCGGUGUGCUCAUUGAAAGAGUUCAACCAAUACAGAAAGUAUCUGUACAAUCAAUUCAUGGACAGGAUUCAUGUGGCGAUGAAGAAUUUGGACGAGCGGGCUCGUGACGACUUGACUCUCAAACGAGUAGAGGUAGACGUAGCACGGAGACUGCAGGUGUUCACGAAGGCCGAACGAGCAAGAGAACACAUGGAGAAGGUUGCCAAGGAGAACGCUGACGAAUGGGCUGAGAAAAGGAGAUUGGCAAAAGAACAAGAGAAGAAAAUCCAAGAGAGAAUGAAGUAUCUAGCCGAAUUCAAUGAAACACAGCGCAAAGAGAGAGCAGCCAAAGCGUAUGAGAAACAAAACCGCAUCAAACAAAGAGUGCAGGCCGCAGCAGAGAUGGAGCUCAGAAGGAAAAUCACCAUGAUACGACAGUGGAGAACUAAUGAGAAGAAGAGGCUUAAUCGAGUGAAACAGGAUAGAGAAGCAAAGCAGAAGCGGAAAGAAAAUGAUGCAAAUAAUAAAUGGAGGGCUCGCGUGGAGGCCCAAAACCAAAAAAUACAACAGGAAGCUGUUCUAUUGAAAAUUUACACAGAUGACAUGAAAGCUGCAGCUGCAAGAAGGAACAAGAAAGCAGAAAUAUAUGCGUACACCACCGAUCUAGAGUUACAACGCAUCAGGCUUGCGAACUUCAAGUUAAUGCACGGCGGCACUGCGAAAGCUGCAAAACUGGUGCGGAAAAUGGGAGUUGAAUUUGAAAAAUCUAAACGAGGUGCGAAAGGCAUGUGCAUCGAGCUGGCCCAGCGUCUGGCGUCGGAGGCGAUGACGAUGUCAAUGUCGACACCAGGGGAGCCGCUGAUGAUGCUGGGACAGGCUCGCACGCGAAUGGACGUGGAGACUGUUCUGCCGAGUGCUCCAAUAAAAAUACUAGAUGAGAUACUGGAGGCAUCGAUAAGGGAAUUUGCUCGGAGGCGCAUACAUCUACUGUUGCGAGACAUCCAACGUUUGGUGCGUUCGAAGGCUGCAGCUGAAUUCUUCCAGAACAUUCGACCUUCCUUUCCCAAGAAACGGGGCUCAAAGCAGCCGCGCUGGGCUCAGCAAGUGGCGUCAGAGAUGAUUGCGCACGGCCUGGGCGAUAUGGGCAGAGGAUCCAUCACCUUCGGAGCCGUCCAGGACAUCCCGGCUGACACCGUCGCUGAGACGGAGAUGAAGAGCGUUAGAGACAGACCACCGACACCUGUGCCAUCUAAGACACAACUAGCGGAAAUUACGUUCAUCGACCGUAUUGAGGAUUUACCUGAUCCAGUGUCACAGCCUAGCUGCUUACCUGAGAGAAUGAAACUGCUUGAGAUGGUGAAUGCCGCAGCCAAACUGAUGUCGCGUACUGUAAACCAGCGAGUUCAUGCCGGCAUGGACCUGACAAUAGGCACGGUGACACUGCCACACAUGAGGCAUCCAAUGGAAUGGGGCGAAGCAGUGGAAGCGCUGGCCUCAGCCGUCAUUGAUAACAUGGUGCAGCGAGACAACGCGGAUGUACGACGCGUCAGCGAGUUUCUGGUGCACCGGAUACUGAGGUCGUUGCUGAUCGAGAUGAAAGAGGAGAAAAUGAAGAAGAAGAUGAGAACUUCGUCUGAAGAGAAGACGGAUUUUUAUGUUCCAAAUAAAGUUUCAGCGGGUUAACUAUAUUUUUUAUUUUUUUAUAAUUUGCUUACUGCAUUUUGUAACUAUUGUUUUAAAGUCAAUAUACCUAUUGUCAA